Messenger RNA from Apus apus (common swift), 1608 nucleotides. RefSeq names its product NECAP endocytosis associated 2 (gene NECAP2). The transcript is spliced from 8 exons. Gene Ontology annotation, biological process: endocytosis. Lineage: Eukaryota; Metazoa; Chordata; Aves; Apodiformes; Apodidae. The coding region runs from base 44 to 847 and encodes 267 amino acids. The record is from RefSeq and is a predicted model, not a curated record. Gene Ontology annotation, cellular component: clathrin vesicle coat; membrane.
CCAUCGAGACGGCGGCCAGAGCGGCACGGCGGGUCCCGCCGCGAUGGCGGCGGUGGCGGAGGAGCCGUGCGAGGCCGUGCUGUGCGUCAAGCCCGCCGUGCACGUCUACCGGCUGCCGCCGCGGGCCUCCAACCGCGGGUACAGAGCUGCAGAGUGGCAGCUGGACCAGCCAGCCUGGAGCGGGAGGCUGCGGAUCACAGCCAAGGGCAAGGUGGCCUUCAUUAAGCUGGAGGACAAGACCUCGGGAGAACUUUUUGCCCAGGCACCAGUGGAGCAGUUCCCUGGGAUUGCUGUGGAGAGUGUGACAGAUUCCAGCAGAUACUUCGUCAUCCGGAUUGAAGAUGGGAAUGGCCGUCGGGCUUUCAUUGGAGUCGGUUUCGUGGACCGAGGGGACGCGUUUGACUUCAACGUGGCUCUUCAAGACCAUUUUAAGUGGGUGAGGCAGCAGGGUGAGCUGGCCAGGCAGGCUGAGAACCCUGAGCAAGGACUCAAACUGGAUCUGGGCUUCAAGGAGGGACAAACCAUCAAACUCAAUAUUGCAAAUAUGAAGAAAAAGGAAGGAGCAACAGGGAACACCAGGCCACGUCCCACCAGUCUUGGGGGCCUGACUUUGCUCCCACCACCUCCUGGAGGAAAAUCUUCCACUGCAGUUUGUCCCUCUGGAGAGCGACCGGCUUCGCUCUCGGCGCCCACCCAGCUGCCAGGCACCCCCAUCACAGACUCCCUCCUCUCCUGGCCCCAGCCUCCUGCUGCUCCUCCCUCCACCGACCUCUGGGGAGACUUUGCCCAAGCUCCAGGGUCAGCUUCUAACCAGCCUCAGACAAACUCAGGCUGGGUUCAGUUCUGAGCCCAUGUUGGGAUCAUCACAAUUCCUUCAGGACCAAAGCAGGAGCUUCAGGACACCCUGUUCCUGCCCUUAAAUUCCCCCUCCCCAGCAUCAAAAUGCUUCAAUAAGUACCAGAAAGCAACAAACACGUGCCUUAAAACACUCCACACCAGCACCUUCCACCUCAGGGGUGUGUUAUUUUCCACCUGGAUCACAGGAAACCUUGGAGGCUUCUCCUUCCUGCAAAAUAAACCCCAACAAAACCAUCAACUUCCUCCCCUUAAUAACCAGGGGGGAACCGGUGCUCCCAGCAGGACUGUCCCUCCCAACGUUGCCCCCAGUUCAAGGUCAUUUUCACUAAAGGUUUUUUGAGAAAGGUUCCUGGGAGACUUCUCUGCUUUCUCCUGGAAUAUUUGGCCUGGGUAAAUCCCUCAGGAUCUGCCUGGAGACACCACCCCUGCUAAAUCCAGACCAGCACCCUGCUGAGAUGCCAAACAUCGCCCCAGCUUUGGAGCACUUAAAUCCAGGAAGUUGGGAGCCAAACCUGCGGUAUUUCCAUGCUGAAAUUCCUCAUUUUGAUGCCAAAAUUCCACAUUUCUUGCUCUGGGAAGUUUUAUUCUUUUCCUCCUCUAUUUUGAAGACCCAUUUUUACUCCUUUCUGUGGACGUUUUACGGAGCGAUACCUGGAAUGAAGGACAAAAAGGGAGUCAGUCUCUUUGACAGAGCUGGGGUUGAGAUUCCUCUUGAAGCAAAUAAAUAUUUUCUUACCUAUUUAUAUCACA